AUGCAACAACAAUCAUCAACAACACAGAAUACACAUCAACAACAACAAUAUCAACAACCAAAGUUAACACCAAAGAUAUUACCAGGUAGACUACAUAAAGAUAAUAGAUGUGCUUCAGAUUGGAGCUGGCAGAAUCUGUUGGCCUAUGGCUGUCAUAGUCAUGUGGCCAUCAUCGACCCUGCCUAUCUCAAUCUCGUUCAGACACUGGACGAACAUCGUCAUAAUGUCUGUUUGGUGCGUUGGUCACGCGACACCAUCAGCGGCGCCGUCAAGCAAAGCGACGCACUGGCACAGCAGCAGCAGCAGACAGCAGCCCCCGGUAUCGACCACUAUCAGCUCAUCGCGCCAAUGGCCCGUCUGGCAUCGGCAGACACAGGCGGCACCAUUAUAGUAUGGGACGUCCUGGCGGGCAGCGUGAUCCAAUCGUUGGGUGCCGAGCAUAGAUCGCCACACCCCGUCAGGGAUCUUCAAUGGCACCCAGAAGACAACAACCUGUUGUUCUCAAUCAUGGGCGGUGCCAUCACUCUCUGGUCUGUAACCAAUGGCUCGCGAGUAUGGCGUCGGGAUCUCUGUGACGCACCCUGUGUCUCGCUACAAGUCGACCCAUUCUGCAACAUCACGACAAAGCUGUUGGUGGGCGCGGCCAAUGGAUCGGUGCACUCUGUCUGUGUAUCUCCGUCGCCCGAUGAGGACUCUGAGCAUGGUAGCAGUGGAAUCAACAUCAACUUUAUCAAUCGAAUAACAAGCAAAUUGCUCCCGAAUGGGUCUGGCUACGCGGGUGGCAGUAUAUCCACGUCUCACCAAGCAUCGACCUCAACUUCAUCUGGCUCAGGCUCAAAUAGUAAUGGACCAAGCUUAUCAUUAUCAUCAAGUAGCUCUUCAACGACGACAUCAAACAACAACAAACAUGUACAAACACCAACUGAUCUUAUAAAGAUCAUCUACUCACCAAUCACAAAGAACUUUGUCUACUACGUCUUCCCUCGCGAGAUCAUCGUGCACGACAUCACCUCCAAUCAAUCAUUUGGCAGCACAGCACUGGAUCGUUCGAAAUCCAGUUUCAACAUGGUAAUCCUAUGUCGAGAGAAUCCAAACCUAAUGUUCUCACUUCAUGAAGAUGGAAGCAUCACAUCAUGGAGCAGGAAGUAUAUCGAUGUGACCAACACUCAUAGUUAUGAACAACUAUGUGUCUCCGACUUGUCACACUAUCACAUGAAGAGCAAGAAGAAAGGUCUGCCACUCUACUCAAUCACACAUCAUCCAUUCAACGAGCAGACCCUACUCACUAUCGGUGGAGAUGGUAUAAUUUGGAAAUGGGACUUCACAUCAGAGAUGUUAUCUGGUGGCGCACAACAGUUCUCAGCAAGACUGAGUAGUCUGUCGGUAAAGCCAUUGAAUGGCGUGGUUAAGCUUGGUGCAUCAGGAAUGUCAGACUCGAUAUCAUCCCCAAUCUCAUCAAUGGCUGUAUAUCCAUUCGCCAAUCGCAACAACAUGUCAUUGUUGGCAAUUGGUACAGUCAAUGGUACGAUUCAACUUGUCAACGCUACGACACUCAAGGUACAAAAGGAGCUAUUCAUCUGGCAGCAGCCUGUAUUUGGUCUGCGCUGGGCCUCACCUGGCCGAGUGAUUUGCUACUCAUACGAGGAGGUGGAGACAGGCAAGGUAUUCCACAAUCGAUUGGCAUUCGUUGAUCUGCGCUCGGGUAGGGUGCGCGAGAUACGUCAGGUGGCCGCCAACGAGACGGCUCCCAUCCGCGGCCUCAAACUGUCCAACUCUCGCAAGUUCCUCGUGGUACUGGUGCGCGACCGUCCCUUUGAACUAUGGGAGAUGAAGCGAUUCACUUGUCUCCGCUCAUUCAAGGCCUUCUCACAUGUCACCGGACUUGAGUGGGUGCCCUCGUUGGAGGACAGCGAGGUGGCCAUCUCCCAGGACCCCACCAAGUAUGAAGCCAAGGAACAGUUCAUAUUCUUCACAUCCGAUAGCACGCAGAUCAAGUGCUGUACGAUCGAGGGCAACUCCGUGACGCUGAACGACAUGCCCAUGGAGGGCUUCUCGCCACUCAGUGCGCUGGGCGGCAGCGUGACACCUCAGCUCGCUCACGCCGUCAAGCGCGACCUUAUGGUGGCAGCCGAUGUCUCAGGCGCCAUCAACGUGUGGAGCAGUGAGAAGAAGCGAUUGGUCUCAUCAUUCACCACGAGCAAGGCGGCCAUCAAGAAGAUCAGGUUCUCGCCCUCGCCAACAAGCAUCGAACUGCUCGUUCUAUUUGUGAAUGGAGAGUUUGGAAUAUGGGAUGUGCUGGCGGGCGUGCGCACCGCGUCCGGCACUUACUUGUCCGAGCGCGACAUCAAGGUUCUGGACAUUGAGUGGCUGUCCGACUCCAACCCAAUCGUCGUGGCCUCGGACUAUUCAAUUCGUAUCCUGGACAACUCGCUCUGCCUCUCCAACUCGCCCGUCAACAACACCAUUGGAGGCAGUUCGACCACGUCCACAGCCAACAUAUUCGAAGCGUUCCUGUACUCCCCGCUACUCCUCUCUCCAUUCUGCGCGCUGCAGCUCAAGAACUUGUUGCACGCCCAACGCUCCUCGAUCCAAGCCGGCGCAGCCAACGAGCAGAAUGACGCAGAUUUGAACAAAUCACAAGCGACCUCAAUGUUGGUGAUGGACCAGUUGGAGAAGAACACUCGAUUGCUAUCACUUGUGGACGAGCGUCUGUUGAGCUACCUUGCAGGAUGCACUACAGCCGAGGGUUGCCUGGCGAUCGCACAGUUCUUUGGCGAUCAUCACAUGAUCAAGUUUUGGAGAUUGGUACUCUUUGCCCUACAACGUUAUAAUGAUCGCACACCCUGCACAUCAUUAUAUAACACAGAGAUCAUGACAUAUUAUAACGAGCUUCCAUCCAAACCACCAGUGCCAAUCAAUGAACCAACAUCCACAGUUUCAUCGACCACAGCCACUCCUUCAACCUCAACAACUCACCCAUCCACGACAUCAACGGCAACAACUUUAUCGAAUAACAAUGCUGCUGGUUCUGCACCUGGCUCACCGCUGAUGGCCACACCGACAAAGGAUCAAUCAAACAAUCCAUUUAUCAACCCAACUCCAUUGACAACAACGACCACUACAACGAAUGUACAGCAGCAAAGCACACAGACUCAAUCACAACCUCAUCCACAGCCGCAUCAAUCACCACAGCAGCAGCCACAAGCAAAGAAGUCAUUUGCCUCGUUCUUUGGAGGACUGACACAGGGUCUGACUUCAAAGGCAUCAAUACCCAACAACAACCCAGCUCCAAAGAAUGAUCAGACAAUGCCAAAACAAUCAAACAACGUGACUCCUACACCAAACAACAUUACCUCAGCCACUCAAUCCACCUCACAGAACCAAACAUCAUCCUCCUCCAACCAAGCAACAUCCUCGACAUCCAACCCUUUGGCAGCAUCUCAAAUGUUCCACUCAGUGUCAUCACAGCUUCAAUCACAAUCACAUUUUGAUUUCUUGGGAGCAUCGACAACGAUGGCAAUGACAGCAUCAACAUUGAGCAGCAGUGGAAUCAGUCCUGCAUCAUCCUCGUUGGCAUUCUCUGGUGCCGUGAGCUUUGCUCCAGCCACAGCUGGGGCCUCAUUGCCAGUCUAUUACGACCUACUCACAGAGCCAUCAGUGUUGAGAUCGUCAGAGCUAGAUCGAGCGGACAUGCACGAGCGCAAGAAGCCUGAUGCCGAGCUGACACGUAGAUUGAUCGAUCGUAAUAUAUCACUGGGACGAUCACAUCGAGCCAUCAACCUCCUGCUGGACACCACGCCAGACCAUCCCGACUUCUACAUGUUGGCAGUCAAGGCUAGUGUCAUUGCAGCAUCGAUCUCACAAGAGUACUACCAGAGCACAAUGAAGUUGUUGGCCAACAACCUUAUCGCCGUGGGCAAGCUGGAUGAAGGAGUACAGUUCCUUUGCCUCAUUGACAAGUCAUUGGACGCAUGCAAGUAUCUGCAGGCGGCUGGACGUUGGAAUGAGGCUGCCAUGUUGGCCAAGACUAGUCUGCGCGAGGAAGAGUACAUGGUAGUGUACCGAGCGUGGGCACUGCACUUGGUGGAGCUGAAGCGAUAUGAACAGGCAAUCGAGAUACUUUUGUCAAUGGGUGACUUUUGUUCUGUUAUCCAACUGCUCUACGAGAACAAACAAUACGAUGAAGCAUCACAUCUCAUUGAAGCAUGUGAGCACCAUUUUAUAACAAACAACGAGGAUGGCAACAAUGAUGAUAGUGGCGACCUUGGAUACACUCCAAUCACUCAACUCACAAGUGGAUUCACAAUGAAGCAAUUGGUGCAGAUCAUAUUCAAAGAGUAUGGCAACAAUCUUCAUCAGAUGGGCAAUAUCCAAGCAUCACAUCACUAUUGGAAGAAGUGUGGAACAAGGUUUACAUCAUCAUCAUUCCAGUAA
Messenger RNA from Acytostelium subglobosum LB1, 4434 nucleotides. RefSeq lists its product as hypothetical. The transcript has 3 exons. Gene Ontology annotation, cellular component: cytoplasm. NCBI's taxonomy places the organism in Eukaryota, Evosea, Eumycetozoa, Acytosteliales, Acytosteliaceae. The record is from RefSeq and is a predicted model, not a curated record. Bases 1 to 4434 code for a protein of 1477 amino acids. Gene Ontology annotation, molecular function: protein binding.